AUGUUGGAAAUAAGUCGUAUUUAUCUUACUGCUGGUUUAUUAUUAGCUAUUUUAACAUUAAUUUUUCAUAUGAUUGCUAUGGGACAUCCACGAUGGAAAAUCUAUGAACAUCGCCGAACUCCUAGUGAAACAAUGUUUAUUGGUUUAUUUCAUCGUUGUGAAAAUCAUCUUAUAAAUGUUGUCAAUGAUACUAAUAAAAUCUAUUCGAUUUGUGAUGCUAAUAAAUAUUUACCGGAAAAUAAAAAUUUAACUAAUAUAAUAAAAAAACUUCAUCCAAAUGAAAUUCAACGUUUAUGUAAUGUUGCUGGAAAUCCUUAUCGAUGUAAUUAUUCACCCACAAGUAAAAGUCUUAUAUCAAGUACAAUUAUAUCAGCUUGUACCCUUAGUUUAUCUAUUAUUUUAAUCUAUUUACAUUUACUUAUUAAUCAAUUUAAAUAUAAAACACAUUUUGGUAUAGCUAUAAUAACAAUAUCAUUUUUAUUUCUUGCUUUUAUAUUCAUUCUUAUCACACUUAUUUUACUUGGUUCAACAAUGUCAUAUGAAUUAUUUCAAUAUCGUUAUAAUUUAAAUUAUCGUCUCACUACACUGAAAAAUCAAAAUUUAACAAAUAGUCUUGAACAAAAUAUUCGACAAACAGCAGCUAGUGAUUAUGAUAUUCGUCUUGAUUGGUCAGCUGGUUUAGAAAUUAUAUCAUUGAUAUUAUCAAGUUUUACAUUAGUUACACAAAUUCUUUAUCUAUUUUCUACAUAUAGAAAUCGAAUUGGAUAA
Molecule: messenger RNA, 768 nt
Organism: Adineta steineri
Lineage: Eukaryota; Metazoa; Rotifera; Eurotatoria; Adinetida; Adinetidae
Source: the annotation of a GenBank genome assembly